Messenger RNA from Cyphellophora attinorum, 474 nucleotides. RefSeq lists its product as uncharacterized. The record is from RefSeq and is a predicted model, not a curated record. The transcript has 2 exons. The coding region runs from base 1 to 474 and encodes 157 amino acids. Gene Ontology annotation, molecular function: oxidoreductase activity. Lineage: Eukaryota; Fungi; Ascomycota; Eurotiomycetes; Chaetothyriales; Cyphellophoraceae.
AUGUCUUCCUUCCCCAAAACCCAGAAGAUCGUCUUCAUUGCCCAUCUCAAGCGCAACCCGAAUUUUAAGACGCGCGAAGAGUUCUGGAAGUACUGGGAAGGCCACCACGGUCCCCUCGCUGCGCCAAUGCUGUCGGUGUUUGGAGGGUUGCUCUAUCAACAAAUCCAAGUCUCGGGGACAGUAGUCUCCAACCAGCCACUUCCCAACACCAGAACGCCGACGAACGAAGUGAUCGAGUUCGACGGCAUUGCCAUCUUCACGCUCGCGGGUGACGCAGACGUACCUGGGUUCCUCAACGCGUUAGCCGGUAAUGCGGACUCGGAGGAUCCAAAGGUUAGAGAGCAGGUCAAGUACAAUCUCGAGGUCGUCAAGCCGGAUGAGCUGGUACUGCUGGAUGCGAAGGCACCAGGCAUGGGUGUCGUGAGGGUGGAGACGGGCAAUGUUGUUGGGUUUGACCUGGCGCCAACUUCCUAA